AUGAGCGGACAAACGAGUAGUCCGGGCGGAGGAGGCAUGGGCGGAGGAGGUAUGGGCGGAGGAGGCAUGGGAGGAGGCAUGGGCGGAGGCAUGGGCGGAGGCAUGGGCGGAGGCAUGGGCGGAGGCAUGGGCGGAGGCAUGGGCGGAGACAUGGGCGGAGGAAGCAUGGGCGGAGGAAGCAUGGGCGGAGGAAGCAUGGGCGGAGGAAGCAUGAGCGGCGGAGGCAUGGGCGGAGGAGGCAUGGGCGGAGGAAGUAUGGGCGGAGGAGGCAUGGGCGGCGGAGGCAUGGGCGGAGGAGGCAUGGGCGGAGGAGGCAUGGGCGGAGGAGGCAUGGGCGGAGGAGGCAUGGGCGGAGGAGGCAUGGGCGGAGGAGGCAUGGGCGGAGGAGGCAUGGGCGGAGGAAGCAUGGGCGGGGGUGGCAUGGGCGGAGGUGGCAUGGGCGGAGGAGGCAUGGGCGGAGAAAAACAUGGGCGGAGGAGGCAUGGGCGGAGGUGGCAUGGGGGGAGGCAGCGGGCCACGCUGUACUCGCCACUGCAGCAGGCGCUCUCCUUCGCCGUGCCACUCGCCCCCACGCUUGCCUCCUCCACCACUCCUGUCGCCCUCAGCGGCACGUGCAAGAUGGGGCCCAUUGGCUUCGCGCUCAACGGCGUGCCCUUCUAUAGUACGUAUGACGCCCUGGGCCGUGACGCCUUGCAGUACGAGGGCUCCACCUUUGACUCGUGUGGGGGGCACCCCACGCCCUCGGGCCAGUACCACUACCACGUCGCACCCGGCGUUGCCAAACCCUCCGCCAUCUCCGCAUCUCGCUCCACCAACUUCAAGCUCUGCAAGUGCCUCGUCCUUCUGGCAGGACGUGCGCGGGCAGCACUCGCCGCUGCUGGGCUUCCUGGCGGACGGCAUUCCGCUCUUCGGCCGCGGGCAGCGGGGGGGGCGCUGCUGGCAGGGCUGGACGAGUGUGGGGGGCACGUGGGCGACGGCAGCAGCGGCGAGCUGGCGUUCUACCACUACCACGCCAGCAGCACGGCGCCCUACACUGUGGCUUGCCUCAAGGGCUGCGUCGCCUCCUCUGACUGGGGCAACCUCGGCUCUGCUUCCUGCACCCAGGCCACUAAGCAAUGCGACUACUCAUCACUGGCGGCAGUGCAGGCAGCAUGA
Messenger RNA from Closterium sp. NIES-65, 1155 nucleotides. Lineage: Eukaryota; Viridiplantae; Streptophyta; Zygnematophyceae; Desmidiales; Closteriaceae. The record is from the annotation of a GenBank genome assembly.